Diatraea saccharalis (sugarcane borer) is the source of this 1599-nucleotide messenger RNA. The record is from the annotation of a GenBank genome assembly. NCBI's taxonomy places the organism in Eukaryota, Metazoa, Arthropoda, Insecta, Lepidoptera, Crambidae.
AGAACUAAUUCUGUUAUAAUGGUUAUAAUACUCUAGUAUUGUUGACUUAAAUCGAUAAAUGUGUUCUGUGAUCAAAUCUCUUUACGUGUAAAGACCACCAAUCAACGUGCCAUUAGCGGAAUUGUGUAAACGCAAAUAAAAAAGAAGAAGAAUUUAUCACCUAUACGAAGUUUGAUAAUAAAAAAAUCACAUAAAUUACAGUAAAAUUAUAACGGAAAACAUUAAGACGCAGAUAUAUAGCGAAACAUAUUGUAAAUAAAAGUGUGAACGCAAUGUCGAAUAAAAAGUAAGUAUAAAAUCCAAAAAAUGUAAAGAUUUUUUGCGUGAUUGUUACCUCGGGACCUUUCGUUGGAGUUAUGUAUAUUAUUUUAUAUUUCUUUAGAUAUGGUCUUAUUGUAUCCGACAAAGUGAAACUGCAACAUCCUGUUUUUCAAGCCUCAAGAAAUGUAUUUGGAAACGACUCUGAAUCUGAUGAGGAAUCAAAUAAAAAGCCAGUUUUACUACGACCUAGUGACAAUAUAAACAGACAGGCGAAGAUAGCUCAAAAUAAAGCUAUUUGUGAAGAUCCAACAGUUUUUCAAUAUGAUGAAGUUUAUGAUGACAUGAAAACUGAGAAGGAAGAAAAGAAAGAUAAGAAAAAAGAAGAUAAAAAGCCAAGGUAUAUAGAAAAUCUAUUAAAAUCAGCAAACAAGCGAAAGAUAGAAAAUGAAAGGAGAAUUGAAAGACAAAUACAAAAAGAAAGAGAAGAGGAAGGUGACCAGUUUGCUGAUAAGGAAGUGUUUGUUACUACGGCAUAUAAAAAGAAAUUGGAAGAAUUGAAACUUGAAGAAGAAAGGGAAAAAAGGGAAGAGUAUUUGGAGUCUAUAGGAGAUGUAACUAAGCAAUCCGAUUUAGGUGGUUUUUACCGACAUCUGUAUGAACAAAAACUGGGAUCUGAGAAGAAAAAAGAAGGGAAGGAUGCCCUUAAUGUAAAAGAUAAAACACCCCAUACUGUCACUAAAGAAGAUAAAAUAACAAGUAAUACUUCAGAAAUAAGUAAGAAAUCGAGUAUGUCACUUGAAUCAUCUAAGAAAAGGAAUUACAGGAAAAGAAAAUCAUCUAAUGAUGUAAAGAAACUGCUUUCUGAUGGGGAAAUUGAAGAGUCAGAUGAAGAAAUUAACCGUCUCAAUCUUGAUGAUAUAAGAAUGGCAAAAAAAUAUAAAGUGGGCCAAGAAAACAUAGAUGCAGAUUCAGACUUUUCAAUUGACGAAUCAAGUGAUGAAGACGCUGUAAGUAAUGAAGGCGAAAAUACAAAUAUUUCGAAGAAAGCAACCGCAGAAGUUGAUCCUUCUAUGAAUGCGACUAUAAUUGGUGAUAGUAAGACCGAUGAAAAGGUGGUGUGUCAACCUAAAAUAAAAAUAGAUAUUUGGAAAAAAAGAACUGUAGGUGAAGUAUUUGAACAGGCUUUAAAAAGAUAUUAUGAGAGAAAGGCAUCCAGGGGUGUCUGAAAGUAUGUGUGAAAAAAAAAAUUGGAUUAGGUACAUUUUAGGUUUAAUUUACUUAGGUACAUUUGUUAAUCCAUUAAAUUUUUUUUUUUUUUAAAAAGCCUGGUUUAUUAUU